UAAAAUAAAAAAAAGAAUUUGUUUACCUUUCGUGACAAGGGCGGCCGGUAUUUUCUCGAAAUUUCUUAAUUAUUUCAGAUUAUUUAUCGUUUUUCGUACCAGGAAAGUCAAAAGCAGUUAAAAAUGAGCUGUCCGGUAGGUCAGGAGAGCCUUGAGAAGCUCAAACAAUUCAUAGACAACGUUAAACUUCAACCGGACAUUUUGCAUCUGCCACAGUUGGCGUUUUUCAAAGAUUUCAUCGAAUCUUUCGGAGGAAGUAUUCCCAAAAUGAGCACCGAAGCGAAAACCGAAGAACUACCCGAAGAACCUACGGUUGAGGAGGUCGUUAAUCUAGGGAAGUUCUUAGAAUUAGACUAUUCUGGAUGUGUCGAUGAGACCGAUCCGGUAGAUGUGAAUCAAAGAAUGGGAGAUCCCGAUAAAGAGAUAUCGGAGGAGGAUUGUGAUAAAGCCGAUUUAAAACGAAGUGAAGCAAUGUCCGAAUUUUCUAACGGUAACUUUGACAAAGCUAUUGAACUUUACACUGAAGCAAUUGAACUUAACCCACUCAGCGCUGUACUCUUUGCAAAACGUGGCCAGGCAUUCUUAAAAGCGAACAGACUACAUGCUUGCCUCAAAGACUGUUGCCGCGCUUUGGAAUUGAACCCCAACUCGGCAGCCGCUUAUAAAUUUAGAGGAAGAGCUUACAGGUUGCUGGGAGAAUUCGAAAAAGCUGCUCAAGAUCUUAGACAGGCCUGUAACAUUGAUUUCGAUGAGGAAACAGACGCUUGGUUGAAAGAGGUUACACCCAAUGCUAAGAAGAUUGAAGAUUAUAGGCUGAAAGAGGCAAGAAGAUGUAAAGAAAAAGAAGAGAAAAUAAAGUUAGAAGAAAUCCGUAAGGCAAAGGAAGCUCGCGCCCAGGCUGGGAAUCAGCCCGAGGCUGAACAGGCUGAUUCAGAGCCUGGUGUAGAUGCUGGUGGUCUGCCACCAGGUAUGGCUGACUUGUUCCAAGACCCAGAGAUUUUGACUGCUAUGCAGGAUCCAGAAGUGGCAGCGGCGUUUAAAGAUAUUACUGCAAACCCAGCUAGUAUAUUAAAAUACAGCACAAAUCCGAAAAUAUUAGCCUUGUUGUCUAAAUUAAACAGCAAAAUUGCAGGUUCCGGAGUGAAGCUUCCCGAAUUCUUCGGUGCCCCGGGGGGUCCCGAUUUCGGCCCCCCUGGCAGUGGGGCUGCUCCUACUGGAGGAGAUUAUGGCUUGGAUUAAAAAAUUAUUUUUUUUUUGGAAAAAAAAAAUCCAUUAAACGAACUGACAAAUAAAACGUAAUUUUUUCGGUGUUUAAUAAAUAAUGGGCAAGUGACAUUGUUAUAAAUAAAUGUAUCAAGAAUUGUUAACAUUGAAGCAUAACAAUAAAGAUGUUUUAUAAUAA
This is a messenger RNA of Sitophilus oryzae (rice weevil), 1402 nucleotides long. Its product is annotated as hsc70-interacting protein-like. The record is from RefSeq and is a predicted model, not a curated record. Lineage: Eukaryota; Metazoa; Arthropoda; Insecta; Coleoptera; Curculionidae. The coding region runs from base 124 to 1239 and encodes 371 amino acids. Gene Ontology annotation, molecular function: protein dimerization activity; Hsp70 protein binding. The transcript is spliced from 6 exons.